Messenger RNA from Procambarus clarkii (red swamp crayfish), 2655 nucleotides. NCBI's taxonomy places the organism in Eukaryota, Metazoa, Arthropoda, Malacostraca, Decapoda, Cambaridae. The record is from RefSeq and is a predicted model, not a curated record.
AUGUGGCAGGACAUCGAGACGGUGCUCCUUGGGGACGCAGGCGCUUCAGACACGGAGCCUCUCCCUAGCAGGGAUGCCAACAUGUCAACAUCUUCAUCUCCCGCCAUUUUCGCCGCGCCAACGCCUCUGCCGCAGACGCCGUCAAUCCUGUCACUAGCGCUGACGGCGCCGCUGACGCCCCGUCUACACUCCCUCCAGUAUACAUCCUUCUGUCCUCACAGCGAAACUCUCCUCAGCGGCUUGGGCGGAGAUGAGAGCCAAGGUGGCUAUCACGUCCCAGGAGAUGAUAGCCAGCAUUAUCGCGGCGCAUCACCAGCAUCCACGCCCAUGGACACUGGCUAUCAUGCGCAGUAUGCGUCGCCGUAUCACGCAUACGUCGAGGGCUUGGAAGUUGACGCAUACGUGACGGAGGAAAUGAACAGUCCCGUCUAUAAUCCCAGCAUCAUGGAGGUUCCGUCGCUGGUACAGGCUGAGGAUUUCGUGGAUCUUGACGCCCUGGCGAAGAGUGCCGCGGAGGGUCACUACUGCGGUGACCCCAGUGCCACGGUGCCACCCAAACAGGAGGUGCAGGAGCACUUCCACUUCACUGCUCCCGAUGCUCCGGCUAAACUGCCUUCAAUCACCACGCUACAGCCUCGGGCUCACAACCUCUCCUUCACUACAUAUGGCACCACUUUGCCGCCAUUAUCUGCUGUCACCGCCGCCCAGCAGCAGCAGCAGCAGCAGCAGCAGAAGCAGCAGAAGCAGCAGCAGCAGCAAGGAGAGAGUGCUGCACAACCCAUUCCUCCGCCUGUAGUCCCACAGCCUCCUGGCAUGCAAGGCGUGACACAAGUCACCUACACCCACGGACAGAUGUCACCACCCGCGUCUCCGGACAACGAAGACUUGCCGCCUGGCGUCCGGGUUUCGAACUGCAUGACGCAGCUUCAGAGCGCCGCGACGCCUCUCACCCCGCACGCCAGACAGAGCCUCCACACGCUGGUUAAGGUAAUGACGCCCCCGUCUUCCCCUAACCUGUCGGAACUGCUGUCUACACCCGUCACCACGGCACCCACCUGUCCGCCUCUGCCCCGCGCGGGUUUAGAGCGAAGUAAACAGAUGAACCACGAACCCCCACCGGAUGAACCAGAGCCCAAGGUGACCAAAAAGCCGACAGGUCGGAAGAAAAUCACAGCCCACACCUGCCAACACCCGGGCUGUCACAAGACCUACACCAAGUCGUCCCAUCUGAAGGCGCACCUCCGCACUCACACCGGCGAGAAGCCUUACAUGUGUAAUUGGAAAGGGUGCGGGUGGAAAUUCGCGAGAUCUGACGAGUUAACCCGACACCUGCGUAAGCACACAGGUGACAGACCCUUCCAGUGUCGACUGUGCGAACGGGCUUUCUCCCGCUCAGACCAUCUCAGUCUACACAUGAAGCGGCACGUGAGUGUGUAGCCGCCCGCACGCCCACACUCUGUACAGACAUCCCCCGGUGUACAAAGGCUUGGCCAAGCCUGAUUUACGUUACCAGGAGGCUUCCUGCCCCCACCCCCCACCCCUUCGCUCCCGACGCGCGCGCACACACACACACACAAGCCCAUUUCAGACCCAAUUCUUUAAUCAUGUGUCGAUGCAGUAACAGGCUGAUUGAUAUGCAUGAGGACUGGCGCAUUUGCCUCUGAAUGACAAUAGUAAAGCCAAGAAAAUAAUUGGAAUAGGGAAAAUAUUCGAACUAUAUCAUUCGAACCGAACCAUUAAACGAAUCUUGUUUAGGAUCAGAUACGAACCGAAGCAUCCCCAUUCUUAUUCCUUUACUACACGACUAGGUCGAACCGAGCCUUCCCCUAUGACAGUCCCCUACCCCGUAGGAUUCACCCUGCAAAGUUGAGCGAGAUUAGCCGUAAGCCUCGGACCUCCAACUCUUAGACAGACAGACAGACAGACACAGACACUCUUAUAGACACACGAGGCUCAAUUGUUAUUAUUAACCCCAGCAACGAAAACGUAGACACGACGCUGUUUAGACAUUUCUGUACCGUUCCUGUACCAGAAUGGUACAAUAGACGGAAGACCUCACUCAUUACCAAAUUCUCACCCCCUCUCUGUCACCUCUCCCCCCCCCUCACGCCCCCCAAUAGCCCCCUCCCCCCUCUCCCAUCUGUUCCUCACCACAUCAGGACCCAUCAAUCACCGUGUUCCAGCGGGCUGUUGUGGUCAGCUGGAACACGACAGCAGUCUAAAGUCACUUUGUAAUUAAAUAUAUAUAAAUAUUCAUAUUUUAUAUCGAUUGUGAGAGAUUGUUUCAGUCGUCCAUAAAUAGAGCGGAACACUGAUUGUAAACACAGGUCGGAAGAUAAUUGAUAACUGUAUUUUUAUAAUACAGUUAAUAAAAUAAAUAGGUAAUAUAACUUACGGUUGUUCUUAGUUCCGGUUCGUUAAGAGCUCGUAGGGAGACGAGCUUAACUACGAGCUCGUAACAGAGCUCGUAGUUAAGAGCUCGUAGAUCAGUUCAAGAAUAUCUGAUAUUCUUAGGGAUGAUUUCUCCUCUGUGUUUUGUGUAUUGAUAAUUAUUCCAUUUUAUUCCUUUAAAAGAAUAUUAGAAAAUCAAGAUAGGGGCUUGCGAGAAAGAGAGAGAGAGAGAGAGAGAGAGAGAGAGAGAGAGAGAGAGAGAGA